AUGUCUUUGCGUGAAACAAUGUCGUUCCGCGAAUCAGAUAAUGAUAGUGAAGAUGUUGGCAGCGAUGCAGCGCACGAAGAGGAGGAAUUAUCAUUUAGCGAGAGUGCAAUUUUUUCCAAGGCAAAACUCAGCAAAGAUUCUACCGUGCCGACGGAUAUUGUUGAAUUUAUACAUUCUUUCUCCUUCGAUUGCAAGAAAAGUCACAAUUUGGUUGUGAUGGAAAGUGACGUCAUUGUCUUCGCUUCGGGAAAUUUGUUGCAUUUUUUCAACACAACCACAAGCACGAGUACAACGAGACGUUCCGCACUCGGCGGAGGCUUUGGCGCAAUUAAAAAGAAUCCCGUCGAGCCUCUUUUAACAGUUGCGGAAAAUGGGAAAAAUCCCCCGAUUUUUAUUUAUUCCUAUCCGAGCAUGGAAGUUGUCGCUAUUUUGAGAAAAGGCACGACAAAAACGUAUUCUUGUCUCGAUUACAGUCCAGAUGGGAAGUUGCUCGUGUCGCAAGGCGGCGAUCCGGAUUAUACAUUGACAAUUUGGGAUUGGAAGGAGUCUCAUGUGGUUUUGAAUGUCAAAUCUUAUCAUAAUACGGUGUUUACAGUGGCAUUUUCGCUCUCAGUUCCGGGUCAGAUGACAACUUGCGGCGUUGGUCAUAUAAAAUUUUGGAAAAUGGCGCAUACUUUCACGGGAUUGAAGUUGCAAGGAGAUACGGGACGUUUUGGAAAGACUGAAAUUUCAGAUAUUACAGGAGUUUUCCCGAUGCCCGACGAAAAAGUAUUAGCUGGCGCUGAAUGGGGAAACAUUCUCGUAUGGGAACACGGCUUAAUAACGCUCGAAGUGUGUCGCAAAGGACGUCGUCGUUGUCACAGCGGAAAUAUAACGAAAAUUUUCGCACGCGAAGGCGAAAUUGUCACAAUCGGCACUGAUGGUUACAUCCGCAUCUGGUUUUGGGAGACUGUCGAUCUCGCAGAUCCCCCCGAAAACAAUCGUUUUGUCGAAAUUGAACCGAUUUACGAAUAUUUCAUCGGCGACGCGAACUACACAAGCGAACUUCUUGCCAUGGAACGCAUCGAAGGACAAAAAUAUCACUUGCAAGAUGGCAACGGCGGGAUUUGGCAAUAUGACAUUAGUCCCGAUCGGAAAGAUGAACCGCCGAAACAGCUGAUGUUUUGUCAUUCGGGACCCAUUUUUACGAUUGCAACGAGCCCAACUUCCGAACAUUUGGUGACUUUCGGCAGAGAUGGGAGACUUUUCAUGUACAAUUAUGCAACGAAGAAAUUAAUUUUCAAGCAUCAGUUCAUCUCGCAGGGCAACGACGUCAUUUGGUUGCCUGUGACAAUCGAUCCGACCGGAAUUGUGCUCGUUUUGGCAUUCGAUGAUGGCGUUAUUCGUGUCAUUACGGUCGAUUUGACGGAAGACGAGGCAAUUGAAGAACCUGUGCAACUGAUUCAAGUGCUAAAAUCGCAUUCAGAACCGAUUCGUAAACUUUCCAUCAAUGAAAAUCAAACAAUUUUAGUGUCGGGCGGUGAUGAUAACUUAAUUUUCAUUCAUGAAAUAUCCCGUGAGAAGCCUUUUGUCGUCUUGAAACCCAUAGGACUCGUUGAAACUCCCUCCGCUGUCAGUUGCAUCAACUGGAAACCCGAUAUGGAUGCCACGAUUUUAGUUGGAUGCAAAGAAGGCGAAGUUCUUGAAGCAGAAUUGCCUGAAGAACCGAAAUCUUAUACGGAUAUUUCGUAUCGUUUGACAUCCGUUGAGACGAGAGUCUUGAAAUUCGUUUCAACCAAAGGUCAGAUGAGGCGAGAAAUACUUUUGAAACAAAUUGAGGAGAAAUUGCGAAAAAGGAGGAAAAAACAGAAGAAAUUGGAUCAAAUUUUGAAGAGAAAUCCGGGAGCGCAGAUAAAUGAGGAAGCUUACCUUGAGGAUUCUGAUCCGGAAGAGGAGUUGGGACCUGUUCAUGUUCCAAAAACGCCAAAUCCAGUGUUAUGGGCGCAAUAUACUUCGAAUGGGACAAUUUGGUUGUCGAUGGGAGGUUAUGAUGCGGGAUACAUUUACGAAUAUGAUUUUGAUACAGAAGGUCCUGUUACGUGUACGGUAAUUCCUAUGGCGGAAGAUACGGAAAUUAAUUGUUAUAUUUAUUUCGACUCAUACCUAAUCCUCGGCAUGGGCGACGGUUCCUUACGCAUCAACCGCUUAAAAGAAGAUUUCACGGAUUUAAGCGACUUUUGGAUCCUAAAUAUGCACGAACAGCACAUCUUGGCAAUGAAUUUCUCGUACGACAAGAAAAUCCUUUUCACAGGCGGUGCAGAUGGAAAUCUUUUUUCAUACAAAUGGAAUUCUGACACUCCUUCAAUUGUUCCUCCCGAACGAAUUCCCGCCGAAAAACUCGAAAAAUCUGUCGAAGACAUCACUGACAUUUGCUUUUUGAGUCUCGAGGAGGACAAACAGAAAGCAGAUCACGAUCGACGAAUGGAAAUCGCCUUGAAUCGAAGAAAAGACGUCCUGAAAGUAAUCGCAAGCUGCAAAGAAGAAUUUGAGAAUUUAAUGAAACGGAAUAAAGCACUUCCAGAAUCGCAACAAUUACCGUAUGACGUGUUUGAAUUGGAUCCGAGGAUAACGGCGAAUUUGCAGAAGCGUUUUGAUGAGGAAAUGGAUUUGGUGAAGCGGAAGAAGGAGUUUGACGUUGAAAAAGCACGACUUGGGGGAGAAAAAUUAGUGAAAUAUUUUUUGGAGCCUUUGGAUAGUUUUCCAAUUAAGGUUUUGGGCAUCAGAAAAAAUGCUGCUGUCGAGUCAUUUCGCAUCCACAAAUUAAGUCAAGAGUAUUUUGACUCCGUACGAGAUUUGGAAGAACGAAUUUUAAAAGAUUUUGAACGAAAGCGAAUGGUAGUUUCCUCGGAAGAAAAAGUCGAAAUUGCGGAAGAACUUCAAGGCGAGCAACUCGAAUCUUUUCUCCAAGGCCUCACAGAAUCCGACAUCGAACUCCGUCUCGAGACCAAAUGUCGUCGUUUGCUCCGUAAAUACCGCGAUCGCAAAGCAAAAGAAGCAAUUCGCAAAAAAGAAUGGAAUGACAUUAACGCCAUCAAGCCAGAUCCGAACGUAAAUGAUCCCGAAGACGACGCAAAAAUUGCUGAAGCUGAAAGAACAAUUGGCGACUUCAAAUUGAAGCUUGAUCCGUGUUACGAUGCACCAGAAGAGAUCCGCGACACAACUCUGAAGAAAUUUAAGGAACUUUUGAAGGCACGAAAGGAAAUUUAUGACAUCCGACGAGCUUACAAUGAAAAAGUUUUCGCCUUGCGAGACGAAAAAUUGGAAGUUUUGAAUUUUGUGGAGGCGAAAAAGCAGGAAUUGAACGAGAUUCACAAAGAAUUGGACCCGAAAAUGCAAAAACAUGCGGAAAUUGUCGUGAAAAUCGAUCAAAAUUUGGAAUAUCCUGAACGAAAUUUCGACAUUCAAAUGUACUUGAAGCCCGAAUUGCGAGAACAGGAUUUAAUUUAUCAUCCAAAACCGCCGGAAACGGAUUUUAAUUGCUUUUCGAAUGUACAAAGAGAGAUUUUGGGCAAGACUUCUUUGCAAGAUCCCCUCACUUUGACACGUGUCGAAGCAGAUCUCAUCCAAUUUCGCCUAAAAACUCGAUUGUACGAGCAAGACAGGAUUUUGCAUCAAAUUGAUCAACGCGUCAAAGCCUUUGAUGCCAAACUUCAAGACAUGUACGAAGAACGGUUGCAAGUAGAUGUCGAUGCGAAAUUCCUCGAGCAGUAUUUAUUGACUUUGAAUCAGGAAUUGUGGGUUUUGAAGGAUUUUGAGCAGCUCGAGGAGAAGUUAAUUGAUCGCAUGGAGCAAAUUAUUUUCGAACAAAAUCAAAUUCAUAUGCAAGUUAUUAAGGAGAAAAAUGAUAUUGACACGUACAAAGCGAAAAUUUCGGAAGUUGAGGAGCAACAAAAUGACGUUGAAGCGAGAUUUAUCGAAAAAUGUCGCAGUAAUCCUUAUUGGAAGUAUUUUAGGAAGAUUUUUUAUAAGAAAUAUCGACCGCCUCGUAUUCCCAUUGAACGGAAUUUGGAUGAAGAUGCUGUUUAUGAAACUGAUUCCGACGCAACUUUAAGCGAUUUAUACCAAAGUUCAGGCGAAGACGAGGACGAAAAUGAAAACGACGAAGAAAACAGCGAAAACCAAAAACCACUAAUUAAAAUUGAUUUCAGUUCGUUAGACGAGCACGAAUGUCCCGACGAUUGUAACAAGGAAUUGUAUCGUUUGGCACACGAUUCACGCGUUCAAUAUCACUACCUGCAAGGAUCUCUCAUCGAAAACGACGCAAAAAUCAUCAAAGCUAAUCAAGAAAUUGAGAAAUUCAUGGUUCGCCAAUUGGAGUUGAAAGACGAAUUGGUUAAAGUUCGUCAGGAUAUUCAAAUUUUUCGGCGAGAUAAGCAAAAAAUGUUAAACGACAUUGAAACUGUGGUUGUUCUAAAAAUGGAUCAAAUGCAAUUUUUUAAAGAUGCGAACGAAUUGGGAAAUAUUCAAGACACACUUUUGUUCAGUAAUGCGAAUGUUACGAAAUUGUACGCGCGAAUUGGAGAGUUGGCUUUGGAGACGUUGGAAGUUAAAAGGAAACAUCGCGUGAAUGUUGUGCACUUGAGUCGCAUGAAAGCUGACAUUAAAUUUAUGGAGCAGCGAAUUUUGGAGCUAAAAGAGGAAAUUAAUUCAGCGAUGAUGAAGAAAUUUGGGAGAAUUAUUGAUUUGGAUGAAUUGGAAGAGGCGAUUUUGAGAAGAUUUGUGUUUGAAAUGAGCACCAAUAAGGAAGAUGUGAAGCAAGAAUAUUCUCGAAAAAUUGCAGAAGUUAAGAAAGUUCUUGCAUCAAAAGAAGAAGAGCUCACAAAAGUCAUCCAAGAAGGCACAGAAAAGCUAAAUAUCCUCACAGUUCUUCAAGAAGAGAAAAAUUACUUGAACCAUCUUCUCGUUCAACAACGAAAACAAGAAGAAAAAUCCAAAUCCAAGGAGCAUCACGACUACAAACGCGACGUUUUAAAGCUCCGCGCCAUCUCCAAACAUCAAAAAGAGCAAAUUGAACUUUUGCAGAAGGAAAUUCACGGUUUGAGUUACAAAUGUACCAAACCCUCUGCCUCUCAAAGCACAGAACAAGCAAAUUAUCAUUCGGUAGCAGCUCCCGCUCCAACAUUCCAUCAACGCAUCUUCGAAGAUUCGGUUUAUACGAACAUCGUCGAGUCCCGUGGCGACAGUUCAAAGGCAAGCACUCCAAAUAUGGAACUUUUUAAGGAAAUUUCGCGCGUUAUUAAACUUUUCUUGAUGAAAACUGUUCCCGCGAAAUUCGAAAGUCGCGUCGUUCAAACGUUAAUUUGCACUCUUUCGCGUUAUUUGACGAACAUUGCGGCAAAUUUCCCUCCGUCACACACGGAAAAACUCCUUCCCGACAUAAUUGAGAAUUUUCAACAAUUUUUCCCGGAAGAUGUGCUGAAGCAGAUCCGCAAGAAGGACAUUGCCGAGUUAAUUGAGAACAUUGUCGGAAAUUUCCCCGAUGAGUACGACAUGGAGCCGGCAGACGUUGUAAAGGAAAUUAUCGCAAAUGCCCUCGGCGACAUGACGAAAAACGAUCCGAAAUAUUCGCAGAAUUUGCUCACGGAAAUCUGCAAGCAGCUUAUUGUGACGUUGCGGUUGCACGAUGUGCGCGACGACGAACGCCUGAAACAAGUGGCGGAGGAAAUUCGUGGAAAGAAAUUCAAUGUGAGCUCGUUGAAUGUGCGGCAAAUGGUGCAAGAUGUGGCAAAAUACGCUGUCGAAAAUUAUUUGGACGAUUUCGAUCAGGAUUUCAUCAAAAAUCUCAUCGAUAAAAUUAUUUAUCAUGUGCAGCAAAAGUGA
Molecule: messenger RNA, 5859 nt
Organism: Culicoides brevitarsis
Lineage: Eukaryota; Metazoa; Arthropoda; Insecta; Diptera; Ceratopogonidae
Product: cilia- and flagella-associated protein 44
Molecular function (GO): protein binding
Source: RefSeq, a predicted model, not a curated record